ACUACACACGAGUAAGGCGUGGAAUUACGGCGAUGCCACUUUCAAAGCCAUCCGAUACGAUGGGUUGUCCCACUAUUCUAACAGGAUUAACAAACCAACUCGCGCUUUUUUAUGUGAAAUAGCAGCACCCACCUACGACUGGCGACACUUAAUGUGCUGAAACUAUAGCAAAGACAACUCAGUUUUUAUCUUGUAAUAAAUAUCGGGAGACCUUUAAGAAAUUACGACGCUAUAUUUAACAGUGAAAGCAACAUUAGCCACGUCGCUAGCUGCUAUUUCUGUCCGUGACAGACCUUCUACUUUCAUAGUGGCGUGUUAAAAAGGGCUGCAAAAUACUGUGACUCGCCUUACCGUGUCCACCCACGCUGACAGACCAAUCACCGGCGGCCUCACCUUCGCCAUCUGCGCAUAGUCUCUCCGCUUCCACGCCUCGCGUCAAUCACACGCCGCCCGCCGAACUCGAGAAGGAUCAAGUCUCAUAGCACCCACGCGUGUUCUCAACAAACAUGGCCAGCAAGCUGUCCCAAUUCGGCAAGAAACUUCUGCGUCGCCGCGUCCUGGACUUCUCCGGGGAGGAGACGCGCUUCGCCCGCUGCCUGUCCACGUUGGACCUCAUCGCCUUGGGAGUGGGCUCCACCCUGGGCGCGGGCGUUUACGUGCUCGCCGGCGAGGUUGCCCGGGAGAAGGCCGGGCCCGCUAUUGUCCUUUGCUUCCUCAUAGCCGCGCUGUCCUCUAUGUUGGCGGGCCUGUGCUAUGCCGAGUUUGGAGCCCGUGUCCCCAAAACGGGCUCUGCGUACCUCUACAGCUACGUGACUGUGGGUGAGAUCUGGGCCUUCAUAACGGGGUGGAACCUCAUCCUUUCAUAUGUGAUUGGCACUGCAAGUGUUGCCCGUGCAUGGAGCUCAACGUUUGACAACCUCGUGGAGCAGAAGAUCUCAGUCUUCUUCAAAGCCUCCAUGACAAUGAAGGUCCCUGGAAAAGUGUUGGCUGAGUAUCCUGACCUCUUCGCACUCAUCCUCGUGCUCCUGCUCACUGGACUGCUGGCGUUUGGCGUCAGCGAGUCGGCGCUGGUCAAUAAGAUCUUCACUGGAAUCAACCUGGUGGUCCUGGGCUUUGUUAUCAUCUCUGGUUUUGUGAAGGGGGACACGAGCAAUUGGAACCUCACGCGGGACAACUACACUAGUUUUCUGAACAACAGCAACAGUAGCAAAAUUGAGGAAGAAUUUGGAACCGGUGGCUUCGCUCCUUUCGGCCUCGCCGGCGUCCUAUCUGGUGCCGCCACCUGCUUCUACGCUUUUGUGGGCUUCGAUUGCAUCGCCACCACAAGCGAGGAGGCCAAAAAUCCAAUGCGUUCCAUCCCCAUCGGUAUCGUGGCCUCGCUGCUCAUCUGCUUCUUCGCCUACUUCGGCGUGUCCGCUGCGCUAACCCUGAUGAUGCCCUACUACCAGCUAAACACUCAAAGCCCGUUGCCCGAGGCCUUCACCCACGUUGGGUGGGCGCCGGCACGCUACAUUGUGGCAGUGGGCUCCCUCUGCGCUCUAUCUACCAGCUUGCUAGGUUCCAUGUUCCCUAUGCCCCGGGUCAUUUAUGCCAUGGCAGAGGAUGGGCUAUUGUUCCGUUCGCUGUCCAAGAUGAAUACUCGCACCAAGACGCCUCUGCUGGCCACCAUUGUUUCUGGCAUUGUCGCAGCUUUGAUGGCCUUCCUGUUUGACCUCGGCGCUCUGGUCGACCUCAUGUCCAUCGGUACACUGUUGGCGUAUUCGCUGGUAGCCAUCUGCGUCCUAAUUCUCAGGUACCAGCCCAGUACGCUGCCCUCAUCCAGCCAGACAGAGAAGCUGGUGGAGCUAGUGGAAGGCGAGAAGGUGGCCAUGGGCGGCGGAGACAGUGGCGACGAGUACACAGAAAGCGAGGAGAGGCCCCUCAAGGAGGCGUUCACCUUCAAACUGCUCUGGUUCCCCAGCUCAAAGACGCCCACCACAACCUCAGGGAACAUUGUUUACGUGACCACCGCCGUCAUCUCUAUCCUCAUCACCAUUCUGUGCAUCAUCCUUGCCAAUUCUCUGCCGGAGGUGCUGGCCGGUCACUCAGCCGCAGUGGCGUCUUGUAUUAUUUUGGCCCUGCUGUGCGCCGCCUGCCUUAUCGUCAUCUGCAGGCAGCCCGAGAGCAAAGAUGUGCUGACCUUCAAGGUUCCUUUGCUUCCUUGGUUGCCUCUCUUCAGUGUCUUUGUCAACAUCUACCUCAUGAUGCAGCUGGAUCAGGGCACGUGGUAUCGCUUCACUGUUUGGAUGGUCAUUGGUUUCGCUAUCUACUUCUUCUACGGCAUGAAGAACAGCAGCGCUAACCGCUCGUCCCCACGUAAAUACGAGCCGGCUCUGCAGUCCAAGAGCCCUAUUUACAAAGGCGCCCCUGAUGACAGCGACAUGGAGGGGGGCGACAACCCCUGAUUGCUAUUCACUUGCUACCGGAGGACGGACAGAGGGAGGAGGAGGCGGCGGCCGAUUUUGGACCGUCACUAGAAAGGGAGGAGAGGCCGUUUUACCUCUUUUAACACAAAGGAUCUCUUCUUUUCUGUAGUUAGCCACGUAGCCCCUUUUGCGAUCAAACGCCAUCCUCCUCCUCCCUCUUGUCCGUCAGCGAAGAAGACGACGAGAGCUCGCGACGCCGCGUGGGGAAGCCUAGCUUUCCCGUACGCGCCGCUCGAUUGAUUGCACCAGCCUGUUGCUUUGUGUCUGCUGUGUGUGCGUGUGUUUAUGUGUGUCGGUGUGGAAACAGGGUAAGUGCUGUAGAUUAACUGGUUUCGUACCGUAAGGUCAACAACGGCACACUUAUCCGACGGUUUUUCUUAGCGUUUGAGCAGAUGAGUUUUCAAUAACGAAGCUAUUCCCUCGCAAGGUUGUCACGGUCCAUCAAAUGACAUUGUUACAAACUUGAACUUUUGAGCGGAACCGCUUGUGAAGCCGAAUGAUUGUUACCCACGAGCAAAACUUGAACUUGUCAGCGGACCAUACCAAUUUCCAGUUCUGACGUCAAAUUCUCAUUGAACGGACGAACAUCUGAAGUCUGACUUGAAAUACAUUUGAAGUCGUGUCGCGUAAACACUUGAACUUGGCGGAACCUUCAAAAUUUCAAGUCCGAUUGUUACUCGCAACAACAGUCGUAUUAUCAUUCAACAGACUCGGGAGGUUCCGCUGCUGUUACGUUUUUUUUUUUUUGUCGCGAUCGAAAUAAAAAGCAGCUUUCGUCCACGCAAAAUAAAGUCUGCGCAAAUGCGAGGAUGCCAAUUGUAAAGUGAGUGCUUCAAAAACGUAUCGUUGGGAGACAACUCGUCGUCCACGUUUUAGUUUCGUUUGAAACUUGGCAGCUUUGUCAAGAUGUAGUCUUCGAUCUCUCUGCAGUAGAGCUGUUCUUUAUUUAAUUGUGUACAUUCAUCAACUUGAUUGGAAUUCUUUUAUGUAGUUGAAAGUUGUAUGUUUUGAUCCUCUAGGGGUGGGCAAACCCGAUGUGCAUUUAUAAAGCAGAUUAAAAAUCUAGAUGAAAUGGACAGAUAUUUAAACACACAAUCAGUUUGAUUAUUGUUAUUUUACAGAACAGUUGGGAUUGUUACCAGAACCAAAACUUUUGAUGGCGUUAACGAUGAAAUUAUGAUUAUUCACUGUAAUGGCGGUAACGUUACAAGUCAUAUUCUAACAGGAUGGGUUUUUUUCUGUGUAAUGUGAAAACUCUUGCAAUAUUUUUCGGACUAUAAGUUGCACCAGACCAAAAAAAAUGCGCAACAAAGAGGAAAAAAAAUAUAAGUUGUCGCAUUUUUAAAGUAAAUUUAUUUGAUAAAAUCCAACACUAAGAACUACAGAGCCCUGAAGGUGACAUGGAAGAAGAAAAAAAACGUGGGGUUGACGGUAAAAAAAAAAGUAACAAAACAUGGAAGUAAAAAAAAAAAUAAAAAAAUAGAGGUCAAACAAAAAAAAAAGCAAAAAAAAAAAAAAAAAAUUCACAUUGAUGCAAUUUUUUUCUUCAUCAAAGCAAAAAAAAAUCGCAGAGCCUGUGUUCUCUGCAUUUUCUGUACAUACAUCGGAAACCAUGUUGCUGUCGAGUAUAGUAAUUGGUUGCUAAUGAAGUCAGCAAGGUCAAAAUAGAACGCUUUCUGACUAAAAUGUUAGGUUGAGUUUAGGAUUCUCUUCAAAUGGCUUCUGCUUUUUGGAAACCGUGCUUAAGAUCAGUAAAUGAUUUUAUUUCAUCAUAUUUUAAGCCUAUUUCAAAGUUAAACUCAAUUAACCUCCCCCAAGGGUGAACAUGCUAUAUUGUUGCCAUUAUUUACCUGGAAAUUGAGCCGCACAACUUACAGAAUUAGGUGUUUUUUAAUGUAAAAAUAAAAAUUGUUUUGCUUCGGUGCAAAAAAAAAUUUUUUUUGCUUCCAUGUAAAAAAAAAUGCUUCCAUGAAAAAAAACAAUUUUUUUCUACUAUGUAAGAAAAAAAUGCUUUCAUGGGGGGGGGGGGGAUUUUUUUUUUUUUUUUUUUUUUUUUUUUUUUGCAUGUUCCGCGUCCUUUUCGGAGUACUUUUUAACAUCAACUUUUUUUUCCCCCUCUUCUUUCAUGUCCCCCCUUAGGGGCUCCAUAAAAAACAAACAUGUCAUCUUGAAAGGCAACUUAAAAUACAAAUUGAAUCGAGAACAACAGGCUGAAUAAUUGUACCGUAUGCUAUUUCUAACAUUACAUGAUGCAUAAACAACGAACUGAGAAUGUGCCCGGUAUGUUAACCAAACAUAGCUGCUAAGAGUUACUCAGAUAACAGCAUAAAGAACAUGCUAGCAAGUUUCCCAAACCAUCAAUGUCACUCCAUUAGCAAUUAUCUUUUUUUGUUUUCUUCAGUUCAGUAAAAGUAACCUUUGCAUUUCGCCAGUCCCUUAAAUAAAAUUUUCGAGAUCCUUUAACUCAAAUCUCUCGCUAAUUCCAAAAUUUUACCAUAUAGACUAUAGAAUAGACAACAAGCUUAAAUGUAUAGUAUGCUAACGUUAAACUGCUGCUCAUUUUCAUCUGCAUAUGAUUUUCUUUUCGGUGCCAUUUUGUUCAGACCUUCUCAGUUGUUUUUAUUCGUUUUUGUGAGUUAUCGCCGAUCUUGAAACACAGGCCUUGAGCGCACCCUCUUGCGGUUUAUUGUGAAAAUAACGUGAAAUUAUGUGUUAAUAAUUUCACCUAUAAGUCACUCCAGAGCAGUGGUUCUUAACCUGUGAGUAAGGGGUUUAGCGAAGGUUAAGAAAUGCAUAGUUCUAUUUUUGUACGCUGAUUAAAUCUAGGGAAACUGGCUUUGUAGAGCAGGUGUUGGACUGGUUUGCUCAGUGGAAGGUUGACUCGCACUUGGUAUGAGGGAAUACAACAGACCAAUGGGCAGCGUAGUCUCAUAUUUUGACCUGUUUAUAAAACAUGAUGUCAAAAUGAGAAUUCUGAAUGGGAAUUUGCUAAAUUAUUGGCUUGCUUGCUUUGAUAUAUUGGUUUUGAAUUUGAAAAUCCUUUUUUUUUUUUUAAAUUACGAAGGGUUGUGUGAAUCCACAUGAGAAACUUUGGGGUUCUGUACCUUUAGUAAGGUAAAGAACCACUGCUCCAGAGUAUAUGUCGCACUCCUUGGCCAAACUAUGAAAAAAAAACAAGAUUUAUAGUCCGAAAAAUUACGAUAAUCUAAUUUUAAACGUCCUGUGCUUGGAAUUCACAACGAUUUAUUUGACUAGUUUAAUCUCAUAAAACGAAAAGAGGCUUGUAAUGUUAGAAUUUUUAGUAAUAUGAUCUUGUAACAUUGCUACUUUUAUUCUUGAGAAGACCCUUAAACUGACUUAUUUUCUUAUGCAUCAUUUUUCUAAUAAUUCUUGUCCAAUUGCCAACUUUUUCAGGUUUAUAAUCAAAUGUUUCUGGUAAUAUUCUCAGCUAUUGAAGUGAACUGAGUCGUUACAACACUACAUAUUUACUAUGUUUUUUUUGGGGGGGGGGGUGUUAAUUGGAAGCUUUUCACGUGAUCCGUGCGUCAUACGUCAUGAUUGUAACCAUUGAAAGCAUUAGCCCACCCCUGCUGUUUUAGAAAGUGAUGUAUUUCAGUAUGUACAUAUUUGAGAAAUGUUUUUUGGUUGUUGUUGUUUUGCGCAAUUGAGGUAAUCUGACCAAAAUGAACUUCCUUCUGAAACAAAGCACCACCUCUACGAGUUGGUCUAUGUCAUGUCAUUUAAAAAAAAAAAUGUUCCCCCGCGUAUAACUUAUGUGCUUUACUGUAUAUUGUACAGUAUUUGUGUAAAAAUGUAUUUGUAAAAUGUUGUAAAUUAGAACCCCUAAAAUUGUGAGUAUACUCCAUGCUGCUGAAAUUGAUGUUAGGGGUGGGAUAUUGUUUUUUUCUCUCCGAUGUUAAUCUUAUCAGCAGUGCCUGAAAGGCUGGUCAGAAUUUUUUUCAGGAGGAAAAAUAUCAAAAUCAUAUAAUUGAGAUGAAUUAAUUUGCUUAUCAUAAGGUUACAUCCAGCCCUUGUGCCUUUAUAUUAAAAAAACAACUCUUUAUUGCUUUGAUAUCAAUAGCUGUGGUCUAUUUUGUUUUUUCUUUUAUUUCAUAAAAUGUACAUAUAGCUGUUAUGUAUAAAUAAACCAGGCUGUACUUUUUCUAAAAAUAUGAAAUAAAAAAAAUGAACCCA
Corythoichthys intestinalis (scribbled pipefish) is the source of this 6659-nucleotide messenger RNA. It is a transcript of the gene slc7a3a, whose product is annotated as solute carrier family 7 member 3a. Gene Ontology annotation, cellular component: plasma membrane. The transcript has 12 exons. Bases 507 to 2444 code for a protein of 645 amino acids. The record is from RefSeq and is a predicted model, not a curated record. NCBI's taxonomy places the organism in Eukaryota, Metazoa, Chordata, Actinopteri, Syngnathiformes, Syngnathidae. Gene Ontology annotation, molecular function: L-lysine transmembrane transporter activity; L-ornithine transmembrane transporter activity; L-arginine transmembrane transporter activity. Gene Ontology annotation, biological process: L-arginine import across plasma membrane; L-ornithine transmembrane transport.